AUGCCCAUCAACGCCGCCGCCAACAAGGGCGAAGUGGAGUUCGGCUCGCUGAAGUACUACGGCCUGUGCGGCUUCGCCGGCAUCCUCAGCUGCGGCAUCACCCACACCGCGCUGACGCCGCUCGAUCUGGUGAAGUGCCGCAUCCAGGUGGACCCGGCCAAGUACAAGAGCAUCGCCAAUGGCUUCAAGGUGACCAUGGCGGAGGAGGGCGUGCGCGGCCUGGUNACCAUGCCCAUCAACGCCGCUGCCAACAAGGGCGAAGUGGAGUUCGGCUCGCUGAAGUACUACGGCCUGUGCGGCUUCGCCGGCAUCCUCAGCUGCGGCAUCACCCACACCGCGCUGACGCCGCUCGAUCUGGUGAAGUGCCGCAUCCAGGUGGACCCGGCCAAGUACAAGAGCAUCGCCAAUGGCUUCAAGGUGACCAUGGCGGAGGAGGGCGUGCGCGGCCUGGGUCGCGGCUGGGCGCCCACCGCCAUCGGCUACUCGCUGCAGGGCCUGGGCAAGUUUGGCUUCUACGAGCUCUUCAAGAUCAUGUACAGCAAUGCGAUCGGCGACGAGAACACCUACCUCUACCGAACGUCGCUCUACCUGGCCGCCUCCGCCUCCGCGGAGUUCUUCGCCGACAUUGCCCUCUGCCCGCUGGAGGCGUGCAAGGUGCGGGCGCAGACGCAGCCCGGCUGCUCGCCGCUGCUGCGCGUCGUCGCCCCUCAGAUCUACCGCUCGGAAGGUCUCUCGGGCUUCUACAAGGGCCUGGUGCCGCUGUGGAUGCGCCAGAUUCCCUACACGAUGAUGAAGUUCGCCUGCUUCGAGCGCACCGUGGAGCUGCUGUACAAGCACGUGGUGCCGAAGCCGCGCGCCCAGUGCAACAAGGCGGAGCAGCUGACGGUGACCUUCGCCGCCGGCUACAUCGCCGGCGUCUUCUGCGCCGUCGUCUCCCACCCGGCGGACACCGUGGUCUCGAAGCUGAACCAGGACAAGGGCAGCACCGCCGGACAGGUGCUCAAGAAGCUGGGACCGGCUGGCGUGUGGAAGGGCCUCACUCCGCGUAUCAUCAUGAUCGGCACGCUGACCGCCCUGCAAUGGUUCAUCUACGACGCCGCCAAGGUGUACCUGAACCUGCCGCGCCCGCCGCCGCCGGAGAUGCCCGAGAGUCUGAAGAAGAAGCUCGAGGCGGCGCAGCAGAAGAGCUAG
Molecule: messenger RNA, 1191 nt
Organism: Rhagoletis zephyria (snowberry fruit fly)
Lineage: Eukaryota; Metazoa; Arthropoda; Insecta; Diptera; Tephritidae
Source: RefSeq, a predicted model, not a curated record